Paramecium tetraurelia is the source of this 1050-nucleotide messenger RNA. RefSeq lists its product as uncharacterized. The transcript is spliced from 2 exons. The record is from RefSeq and is a predicted model, not a curated record. Lineage: Eukaryota; Ciliophora; Oligohymenophorea; Peniculida; Parameciidae. Gene Ontology annotation, molecular function: protein binding.
AUGCAUAAAUUUUCAGUCUCUUUAAUUAAAUUUUGUAAAAAAGUAGAGGUCUAAGAUUCUCUUAUUUUCUUUUUAGAGUAGGCAAAUCAAAUGAAAAUUGAAUAAUAUUUAUAACAGUCAGAAAAUAUAUCACAGACAGAGAGUGAAUGUGGAAAAAAUUAGAUUAAGAUACCUAUUAAUUUCCUCAGCAAAUUGAAAGAUCAUGAAUUUAAUAAAGUAAAUUACUCGAGAAAAGAUUACAAAUAAAUAAAUGAAGAUCUGAUCACGAAAAUACCCUAAAAUAAUAAGAUCAUAGAAUUAUUAAAAUUUUUAGUUCGUCUUACUGCCUUAGAUGAGGGAUAAAUAUAGUGCGGAUCGAACUCUCUUCACUUAUUAGUUUAAAUGAAGGUUGAUCUGAAGGAACAAUCUUUUGAAAAUAUUAGAAUUAUAGAUACUUCACUGCUUGGAGCAAAUGAAGUGAGAUGUGACUUAAGUGGAUCUGAAUUUGAGAAUGUGAAUAUUAGUGGGAAUGAAUUUAAAUUAAACUAAAUUAUUUAAUUAAUAAAUGAGGUGAUAAAUUAAAAGGUCAUACUAGUUAUGUCCAUUCAGUUUUUUUUUCUCCAUCUGGGAAAUCACUAGCCUCUGGCAGUGAUGAUAAUUCCAUUCGUAUGUGGGAUGUUAAAACAGGAUAAAAUAAAGACAGUAUUAACAGUAGGAAAAUAGGUUAAAUCAGCCCGUUUAUCCCCUAAAUAAACAAUAUUGGCUUCUUGCAGUGGUAAAGUCGUGUAUUUAUGUAAUCUUUAAAUAGGGAAAUAAAUUUCAAAAUUAAUUAGUCAUAAAAAGAAAGCUAAUUCAAUCUGUUUCUCUCCUGAUGGCACUACAUUAGCAUCUAGUAGUUAAGAUAAAUCUAUUAGUUUAUGGGAUGUUAAGACAGGAUAAAAAAAGCCAAAUUAGGUGGUCAUUCAAACACAAUUUAUACAGUCUGUUACUCUCCUGAUUAGCAUCUGGUAGCAGACAUUAGUCUAUCCAUUUAUGGAAUUUAAUAUCUGGAUAUCAAAUCUUAUCUUCUGA